Cinclus cinclus is the source of this 6100-nucleotide messenger RNA. It is a transcript of the gene DCUN1D4, whose product is annotated as defective in cullin neddylation 1 domain containing 4. The record is from RefSeq and is a predicted model, not a curated record. Gene Ontology annotation, biological process: positive regulation of ubiquitin-protein transferase activity; protein neddylation. Gene Ontology annotation, molecular function: ubiquitin conjugating enzyme binding; ubiquitin-like protein binding; cullin family protein binding. Lineage: Eukaryota; Metazoa; Chordata; Aves; Passeriformes; Cinclidae. The transcript has 11 exons. Bases 791 to 1618 code for a protein of 275 amino acids. Gene Ontology annotation, cellular component: ubiquitin ligase complex.
CAGGAGUCUCACCCAAUUUUCAACUGAAUUCUCAUCUAUCAACACUGGCAAAUAUUCACAAGAUUUACCACACCCUCAAUAGGCUGAAUCUGACAGAGGACGUUGGUCAAGACGAUCACCAGACAGGUUUGGUGAGCUGAAUUGGCACGCUGAAGAGUUACCAGAGACAUAGGAGUGUGUAGCUGAGAGAAGGGGAUGGAAAGACUGCCACCUGAUUGGCAUCAGUGUCUCGAAUUGGCUAUUUCCUACUUGGGGACCCUCAUUUUUUGAGAACUAUUCAGUCUAAAUAAUACCGCCAGACGCUGAUGUUUUUUUUCCCCUGGUGGUUGCUGAAUGUCUCUUCUCAUCCCUGCAAAACAAACAAAAUAAAACCUCCCAAAAAACCUGAAAAAAACCCUCUUACAAAGAACAAACAAAAGCUUUCUGACCUCUUGCUCUCUGUAUCGCAAAAAUCUUGGGGCUUGAAAAUAAAGGGUUCUGUUUUCUAGAGGUAGGUGUUCACUUAAUCUGUAUUUCAAAAAGCAAUGAUCAACUCUUAGAAGUCGUGAUUUGAAUAAAUGACUAAAAAUAAGGAUGACUUUUUGAGGACCUAAAUAUUUCUUCAGGAUAGUUUCAGUUCUUGACUGCUGUAAUGCUAGUGCUACCGUACAUUUUGGUAUAGUGCUUUUGACUUUAAUGGAAAUCUGGUCAUAGAAUACCAUGUAAACGUGAGUUGGAUUUUGCUGUUGAAAGGAGACCAUUUCUUUUAUAAUUUUUAAAUCCCCUAACUUCCUUCCCUUCAAUUUGUAAUAUGCCUGUAAGUGGACACAGUUUAACUGGUCUGCAACAGUUUCAUUUCUUUGUGCUGGUGUUUUUAAUUCCCUCUGUAGGAAGUCUUCGGUCUUGCAGUUCAUCAGACUGCUUUAGUAAAGUGAUGCCUCCAAGGAAAAAGAGGAGACCUGCAGCAGGAGAUGAUUUAUCUGCUAAGAAAAGUAGACAUGAUGGUAUGUAUAGAAAAUACGAUUCAACUAGAAUAAAAGCAGAAGAAGAAGAAGUCUUUUCAAGUAAGAGAUGCUUAGAAUGGUUCUAUGAAUAUGCAGGCACAGAUGACAUUGUAGGACCAGAAGGUAUGGAGAAAUUUUGUGAAGACAUUGGAGUUGAACCAGAAAAUGUAGUUAUGCUUGUGUUAGCGUGGAAGUUGGAUGCACAAAAUAUGGGCUACUUUACAUUACAAGAAUGGUUAAAAGGAAUGACAUCACUACAGUGUGAUACUACAGAAAAACUGAGAAAUUCUCUGGAUUACUUGAGAUCUUUGUUAAAUGAGCCUACAAAUUUUAAACUUAUUUAUAGAUAUGCCUUUGACUUUGCACGGGAAAAGGACCAGCGCAGCCUAGAUAUCAAUACUGCCAAGUGUAUGUUGGGCCUUCUUUUAGGAAAAGCAUGGUCCCUUUUUCCAGUAUUUCAUCAGUUUCUAGAGCAGCAAUCAAAAUACAAAGUUAUCAAUAAGGACCAGUGGUGUAAUGUUCUUGAAUUCAGCAGAACAAUUAACCUUGACCUCAGUAACUAUGAUGAAGAUGGAGCCUGGCCGGUGUUGUUGGACGAGUUUGUGGAAUGGUAUAAAGGAAAACAGAUGACAUAGGAGUUUAACUAUGCACAGCCACUCAAGAGUCACUGUUACCACAGUUAUGUCAACCAUUAGCCAUAAACUGCUAUUUGUAUCAAAGUGCAUGCUGCUUUUCUUGCACUGCAUCCCUUUGGUGGGGAACUUUUGAUGUUUGCUAUUUAACAAGCUAGCUAUGCUUGCUGUUUAGCAUUGUUCUCUUUGAAGGCUGCUUUGCAUUUUGUAUUUACACUACAAAUUGGUGAACUUGCCAGAGUCUUCACUGUGAUUAUGUGUAUAUUGCUGUCUAAAUUUUGUACAUGUGUAUAAAAAAAGGCUUCACCUAGGAAUUAUUUCUGCAGAAAUGUAUUGUAAAAAUAAUUUUGUGGCAUAUUUCUAAUCAUCACUUACAUGUCUGUUGAAACUUUAGUUAUUUUCUUUUUCCUUUGGUCUCAAAUGUAACAUUUCAGAUUUUCUGGACAUGGUUGUGUGGAAGAACUAUUUACAGUUUCAGUGUUACUAUUUGAGAUGCCAGUUUCUGAGAAGACAAGACAUGCUGUGAUUUCCUUCAUCAGAAUUUGCCAAACCUGACCUAAUGCUUUAUAGGAAUGAAAUAUUGGUGUCUUAAAAAGAUAUAUACAUAUAAAUAUUUCAGCACUGUAGUAGUUGUACAUGCCACAGAUGAUUUCCAUUCAAAAAGAAGUACUGACUUUUUAAUGUUAAAACUGCAGUAGUCAUUACAGGUACAAAUGAAGAAAUUAAAAUACCUUUUGAAAGUGGAUUUUAGACUUUUGUAAAUUGCCUUUGGCAUACUCCUUUUAGUUUUUGGUUUACCAAGAGUGUUUGGUCUAUGUUGUGAUCUAGUGACCCAAUGACAUUGAGAGUUCUAGCAGAAAUGAGUGGUUUGGGGAAUGAAGUAUGCUCACCCCUAGCACAGACAUAAUAAAGGUUUUGGGGAUUUUUUUGUUUGUAACACUAAUAUUUACAAGGGCCUCCAGCUUCAUGUUUCUAAGUACUUAAAAAUAUGAUAUCGGGAAAAAAUACAAUGUUGAGUAGUCUAAAUAUUUUAUUUUUCUUUCCUGUUGGGGAUUCACGUUUCCUGGCAGAAUGUCCAUUGCAGGCAAUGGGCGUGUAAGACACCAGCAUUAAAUGACAGUACUUUUUUGCAGGGACCACUGCCUGUUUCACUCAUCUCUUUAUCUGUAUGGAAUGGUUCUAGUGAUUAUUUUUGGCAAAAAAUGAGUGAAUGGAAUAAUAUUUAAGUUCUGUAAUUUUGUCAUGUUGUUGCCUUACCCUUCUUUAUUGAGUAAUGUUAGUGUUGAUAUUUAUAAAUAGGUCCUUGAAGUAUCUGGUGCUAUUAAACUCUGAUCCCUAGGGAUUUAUUAAAAUGUUAUUGAUUCAUGGAGCAUUUAACAACAAAGAGCCAGUGGGUGUUUUGGAACAACAAAUAACAUAACUUUUCUACAGAAAUAUUUCACAAGGUAUUGGCAGUUUUGUUAUUUCCCUAGAAUGCGAUCCAGGGGAACAGGAGGAAAGCUGCUUGUGUUGGAAGUGAAAUUUUCUUCUGUGUUGAAGCUUCUGCCCUUCCCAUCAAGUCAGGAACAACUUGACUUGCCAUUGACUUGACUCCUUUCAGGAUUAAGCCUAGUUAAGGAAAAGCACAUUAGUUUGCUGCCCUGGGCCAGGAAGUUGUAAUUGUGGUGCUACAGGUGGUCAGUCGUGUUCAGAUCUGUUUGUUGUUGUUCUUGGUUUUUGUUUUUCAAGCUCAGCUGCCAAAGACAAAAACUGUGUGUCUGUUUGUGUAUAUUUGUAUAUACGUAAAUAUACAAUAUACGUGCAUAUACAAAACCUAGAAUUUCAUGAUUCUAAGAAGAAAAUAUUACCUUUCCUGUGAAAUACCUACAUUUGGACUUCUGUAGCACUAAAUAGUGCUUUUUAGAGUUAGUAGUGGUAAAACAUACACAGUCAGUGCUUUCUCAUGUAUUAAUGCACAUAACCUUAAUUCCAUUUUUGAUGCCAGUUUGCACAAGAAAUUGAGUGGAGUGUGGUAUUUAACGUUUACAAUAAGCCUCUUAAGAAAAAACACCUUUUAUUAAAACUUCUGAUGUAAAUGUGUAUAUUACAAUAGUAUUACUGUAAUGAAUUAGCAGUGGAGCUGCUGGUUUAGAAUGAACUUAGAAGCAAUAUAACUUUUAACAUCAGGCCAAACUGUGAUUGCCAAGAUUUUAAGUGAAGUAGGUGUAAUUGUUCUUAAAUCAUUAAGCUAGCUGUUUACUCUAGGAAACUGUGCAGCACAAACUGGUGUGAAUCCUGCAACAAAAGCAAGUUUGUGUAAGAGGUUAUGUACAUCACGAAUAACUGAGCUUCCAAUAAUGGGAGCAAGAGCCAAAGACACUUUUCAUAUAUUGCUAUUACAGGUGUAGCUUUCAUGUAAUGGUUGACAGAAAUCAGUUCAGCCUGGUGUUGGCAGUUUUGCAAAUGCUUAUCAGAAUAAAAAAUAUAAUUAAAAGCAAAGAAAUGGGGGAAAAACCUCAGAAAGUACUUGUGCUAUGUAAGCAAACAAACUUGUUUUUUUUAAUUUGGGUAAAAGUAACUGGAAGUGAUGGAAAGGAAGAAUGUGUUCAAAAUGCUGCAGUUUUUUUCUUCCAUUUGAAACAGUAUGAAUCUGUAGCCAUCAGCAGGUUUAUAAACAUGCAUCUUCAUAAAGUAAACCACAGAUUCAAUUGCAGCUAGUAGAGACAGUUUUACUGACAUUUAUAGUGAACAAAUGGACUGAAAUGGACCUGUGUGGUUUGAUGAGCUUCCCUGUGCUAUCCAUCCUGCUGGUUUUGCUAUAUAUGCUGAUAAGCAGAUCCUAACAUUGCCUGCUCCUGUAUAUUGGAGAAACUUUUAAUAGUUGUGAAAAGGUAACGAACCUACUCAGUUAAUCUUGUAUUUAGUACAAGUGUGGCAUUCUCCUUUUUUUUCUUUUUUUUUUUUUUUUUUGUUUAUUAUGCCAUCAAAAAGCUGAUGCAGAUUUUUUUCUUUUGUUUGAUUGUGGGUUACCCUCCCAGCCCUUACAAAAAGUAAUCUAUAAAAUAUGCUGUUUUUUGGGACAAGACACUGAGAGGUCAUUCCUGAAAAAAUGUCAUGGGUCUUGUGUUAAUGUGUCUGUUGUACUGUUAUUGAACUUUUAGCAGAAACUUGGUGAUUAAUCUACAGUACAUUUUUGGUAUUUGGGAGAUGUAAAUUGGAAAGACAGGUAGUAGAAGUAAAACAGUGUCCAGAGACUGUAGCAGUUGAUGUUCUUUGAUAGAUGACAAACGUUUGGAGCUCUAUGGACUCAAUAAUCUUAAAGAUCUUUUCAACCUAAAUGAUUUUAUUAAUGUUAGUAACCAAAAGAGUCAAUGAAUUAAAUUUCCUUCUAAAGCAAAGUUGAUACUAAAUAUUUAAAGUAUUAAUAUAGUUCUCUAUUACUGUUGUUUUUCACUUUUUAUCUUUUUCCAAGGAAAGCAAGCUGAAGAACAUAGAAAUUACUGAAAUUAGUUAUGUACUUUGAGUUUUCAGUUAAAACCUCUUUAAGGCUGUCUUUAAGCUACAAUAAAUUCUUGGGUUAUCUUUGUGUAGCCAUUUCUAAUUCUGCAGAGGCUUCUCCCAUUUUACCACAAAAACGCAUGUUUUAAUUAAUCAGAAAUAUGCUCAUACAAUCAAAAUUAGUUACAGCUUAUUGCUACUUGGUUAAUCUUCCCAAGUUACUGUUUUGAAGGACAAGCAGUGUACUUCAGUUGGGUUAAGGUUUUCCCAGAUUUCUGUUGAUCCUUAGUCACAAGUCUAACAAAUUGUUUGAUACUCUGGGAAUUAAUAUAGGCAGCUUUAAAGGUUAGCUUGUGCCCUGGCUUAAUUUAUAGCUGCUAACAUACCUCUUUCUAGGCCUUAUAUUUUUUCUUUUCGUUGUUCUAAAAGUGUGUAGAAUCCAUCCGCAAACUGCAUAGUCUGUUUUUGGUAAUUGAGACCAAAAGUAAAGGGUUUUUUUGUUUGUUUUGUUUUGUUUGGUUGUUGUUGGGGUUUUUCAGUAGUUUUGUUUGUUUGUUUGUUUGCUUUUUUUUUUAAAAUCCUUGCCCUCUCCCCCACUGUGUGUGUGCAUGUGUACAUGUGUCGAAAUAGCACCUACUGACACUGCUACUGCAGGAACAGCAGUUAAUCUGUAACUGAAUGCUUUAUGUCUUAGUUAUUUGGAUAUUGCAUCAAUGAGGUGUGCUAAACUCCUGUGACUCACAAUAUGAUGGAAAUACUAUUAUGCCACCUAACAUGAGUUAAUCCAGUUGACUUUUUUUUUUUUAGGUCUUUUCAUGGUGUUGUAAAAUGGCAUCCCACAAAUAAACAGUAUUUGUGUUUGUUUCAGAAACUUGACUUCAGAUUUUUCUGUGAUUCAUACUUCAGAAAUUCUCAUAUCUGAACAUACAUUAGCAGGCAGCGUUUACCAGGUAUUAGCAGGGAAUUUGUGUGUAAGAUCUUGUCCCCCUUGUUUCUAAUAGUAGAGUA